Molecule: messenger RNA, 2585 nt
Organism: Stegostoma tigrinum
Lineage: Eukaryota; Metazoa; Chordata; Chondrichthyes; Orectolobiformes; Stegostomatidae
Product: hepatic and glial cell adhesion molecule-like
Exons: 11
Coding region: 194-1555 (453 amino acids)
Source: RefSeq, a predicted model, not a curated record
CUUAAGGCAGCUUGAUCCGGGGCUGUGAGGCAGCCGUGCUGCCCUGUGGCAGAGGCGGGUGGCUGCAGGCUGCAUUCCUGCGCACAGGGACACAGGAGAGUGCCGCGACUUGGAUCUUCCUCCUUUCACUGCUCAUUCGGUGGCUCAGCAGCGAAAAGGAAACGCCUUCCCUGAGAAGCUGAACGGGUUCCUCAUGUCCGCCUGCGAGAGCCGCACGCUCCUCCAGCUCCUGGUAUUCUGUCGGGUUCUGGUCGCUGCCGGUCAACCCGAUUCCCAGGAACCAAAUGAGGUGUUCUUCAGAGCGAUGGGAUCUUCCGCCAUGUUGCCUGGAUUCAGCGAAGAAGAUUUUAAAGAUGUCGAGCAUGUCAAGUGGACAUUCUCCAAGAUAAAAAUUCUCGACUAUUAUAGUGUGACCAACAUACCGACCUUCACCGAUUUUUAUAAGUAUCGAUCUCAGUUCUUCUCUUCAAAUGGAUCAUUGCUGUUAAGAAAUGUCACAAAAAAUGACAGUGGAUUGUAUGAGGUGCAGAUUAAUUUACAUACCACCAAAGUGUUCCAACUAAAUGUUCUCAUUGCACUGUCAGAGCCUUCCGUCAGCAAUAAUUCGACUGAACUCGGUGCCACCAUUGCGCUGAACUGUGGAGUGUCCGCAGGGGAAGUGGAAUCCCGUCACUGGUGGAAAGAUGGAAAAUUGCUCAUGAUUGACCAACACCACUGGCUCCUGCAGGACAACAGCACGUUGAUUAUCGUCGGGGCCAAAAAGUCGGAUUGUGGCAACUAUACUUGCAGCUUGGAGAAUAGUGUGAGCAGCAAGAACGUUUCACAUUGGCUUCCUAUUUCUGGUAUUCCACAUACGAUUCUCUGUGUAAUGAUAUUAUCCAUCGUUGCCCUGAUAUUUGCUUUGUCAGUCCUCAUGGGGAUAAUGUUUCUGUGUUUCCACAGUGACAGAAAAGGUACUGACUUUCACGGGAAAGCGCUGAAGUGUCUCCAAAUUGCUUCCCUCCUGUCGUUAAUCACUCUUCUAGCAGCCUUCACCUGUUCGACCCAGUCUUCAGUAGAACAUUCUGAUAUCAAAAUAUUUAUGAUGGUGCUCUUGGGUGUCCUGAUAAUACUCACCAUAUUCUCAAUGUUCAGCAUAAGCACUUGGAAUUCAGAAAGUUUUAACAGGAUCAUGAAGUACAAGAUUUGCAGCGUCACAGUGGAUGCAGUAACCCCAAUCAGCGGGCUCGUUGUGACUUGUGCAUCAGCAAUUAUGCUUGUGAGAAUUGCAAAACAAGCUGAUAAAGGAUGUGAACCACUGCAUAAUCUACAACGGAGUAUAAUUCCUGCUGUGGUUGGGCCGAUCGUGCUUUGCAGUGUAUCCUUUGCAAUUUAUGUCCAUCAACAUAGAAAACAAAGACGUUCACCGCAAAGGGAAGGCCAAGCUGCGAAUCAAAAUGAAGCGAGCCCCCAGAGACCUCAGGAGGAUGAGCAGGUACCGCUGCAAAUGAUUUCGGGAGAAAACGGAUCACCCACAAGAGACCCUGUCAGUGGGGAGGAUUCCCGCCUGACCUAGCAAUGCUGCCUACCAGCGAGGAAUCCAUCACACACCUCCGCUUCACCAGGGAGAAUUUGUCCAAAAGGAAGCAGGAAGCUGCCACCCGGGAGUAAUUAUCACCUGGCAGAUCAUCCGGAGAUUCCCGCUAAUGGUCCAGGGGUCCUGGGUUCAGAUCCCAGCGUGGUGGAAUUUGAGUUUGAUAAUAAGUCUCAGAAUGGAGUAUUGGAUGUGACGACCAUGGCAGUUUCCUUCCUUAAAAGGACAUUACUGAACCAGAUGAGUCUUUCCCCAACAACUGACAAACAAUUAUCAUGAGAUCGCGGAUAUGUAGUGAAUUUAACUUCCGUCAUCUGCUGUGGCGGGAUUCAAACCCCAGUCCCCAGUACGUUAUCGGUGAUUCUGGAUUAACAGUCCAGCGAUUAUAAUGCCCUACAGUGCCAGUCUGGUCUACAUGUGACUGGAGACCCACAGCAAUGUGGUUGACUGUAACUGCGGGAUGGGCAAGAAAUGCUGCCUGGUCAGUCAUGCCCUGGUCCAGCGAAUGAAUAAAUUUUCAAGUGUUUGUAAGUCAGGGAGGAACAAGCAGGGGCCUCCUUGGUGCUGAGCGUAACUCCGCCUCGGUUCACUGACUGCUGACUCCCCACCCUCCUCCCAUUUUGCAGCGUCAACUUCAGCAGCUGCUCAAAAUAUCCGAGUGGCCCGGCAUUCGGAAAUGGGACAAAUGGGGCCGCACGUCCACGCAACAACCUUGAGGCUGGAAGGAAGAAGGUGGUUUUCCACUCCCUGGUAGCUGGUUGAUGAGCAAAGAAGAUGCGGCAAUCUGUUUCCAGGGGAGGGGUGGGCGGGGGUCACACGAGUUGGAGACAGAGCCCUUAGUCAGCGAGUACCAUUCAGAAGAUCGCUACAAUGAUACCGGGCAUGAGUGACUCGUUUCAUGAGGAUGGUAUGGCGAUUGCAAUGGGAAAGCUGCCUGUCACGUUGAAAAUCUGAACUUUGAACAUUUAAAAUGGAAGAUCUCUGCAAUAAAGCCUCGUGGAUCAAAGGUUAA